CGUUGUUUAUUCAUUUUAGGAAAUGACGAUUAGUCAGAGCAAACAGGAAACUACAGUCGUGACAGGUUAUUUUAUUUAUACUGAACUGUACUGCGGAGGCGAUGGAGGGGGAAGAGCGGUUUCAAAAGUGAAACUUUAAAAAAGUUAUUAAUGAUUGGCGAAUCUUUUUUUUUUUUUUUUUUUUUUUACUAGUCAGGAGUUAUGUUUGUAUGUGUAUGUUACCGGUUGUAAAGUUCGCGGAGGCUUUGUUUUUUUAAAAAUUAACUUAUGGUAUCGAUGCAGUAUUUGGAAAGGGAUAACACUGUUUCCAGUUUUGGUUUAAUGCCUCACAAUAAUGUCAAACCCAGCACUAAAGGUCCUAUCUGAGGUGCUGAUAGUUUAUACAAAGGAUGCUGUGGAAUGGAGCACAUACCUGCAGAAUGUGCUGGUUUCAUGCAAACACUUUUCCACGAAGUCAGUCUUGUUAUAUGAGGUCGAGAGCCAUACCCCUGUGGCCGAGCAGGACAUUAGUAUUUUCCAGAACAGCAGGUGUAUUAUCCUGUUGCUGUCAGGAGAACUCUUGGAUGUUCUUGGCAGCUUUGAGGUCUUGGAGAGCUUUCGGAAUGUUCUGCAGCCCCCUGGUAAGAUGGUGAUGUUGUUUUAUGGAGUGACAGAGACUGAAAUGCUAUCGGAAUGCUUCCAGGACUGGCAUCAGUGGAAACAGCUCGAUCCUGAAGAUGAACCAACGACCUACAUUUCAGUGGUUCGACAGGCUGUGUCUGAAGAAGAGCGUGUUCAGAGCUUGCAUGCAGAUGGUGGGAUUCUGUUUUGCUCAACUUGUAAUGUGUCUUUGGAUCAUCUAAGAAAAGACUCAGGUUGUGACAGUGUGACUGACAGCGAGGUGGAGGUGGAGGCGGAGGCGGAGAUGGAGGCGGAGGCGGAGGACGAGGGGGACGUGGAGGCGGAGGACGAGGGGGACGUGGAGGCGGAGGCGGAGGACGAGGGGGACGUGGAGGCGGAGGCGGAGGACAAGGGGGACGUGGAGGCGGAGGCGGAGGACGAGGGGGACGUGGAGGCGGAGGCAGAGGACGAGGGGGAUGUGGAGGCGGAGGCAGAGGACGAGGGGGACGUGGAGGUGGAGGUGGAGGACGAGGGGGGCGUGGAGGCGGAGGUGGAGGUGGAGGCGGAGUACGAGGUGGAGGCAGAGGUGGAGGCGGAGGAGGAGAGGGAGGCGGAGGCGGAGGAUGAAGGGGAGGUGGAGGACGAGGGGGAGGAGGAGGUGGAGAUGGAGGCACAUGACGAGGCGGAGGCGGAGGAUGAAGGGGAGGUGGAGGUGGAGGCGGCAGAUGAGGGGGAGACGGAGGUGGAGGCGGAGGUGGACACUGAGCUGGUGUGUUCCACAGAGUCCUGGCAGCAUGUGGACCCCCAGCCCCAGCCUGACAGGUCGGUCCACGGGAACUGCAUCACCAUCCAGCCAGACAGAAUACGAUGUGGGGCACAAAUGAAGAUGUACCUUAUUCUGAAAUGUAAGCUAGACAACCAGGUAAAAACUCAAGUGGAGUUCUCCAGCAAAGACUGUUCUUCCAAACGAGAGUCUGCAGUACUUGAAAAUGAAUACACUGUGUCAGUCAAGGCUCCUGAUAUGCAUUGUGGACCUGUUUCUGUGACUCUGUUCUCUGGGGAUUUAACUGUGUGUUCAACAUCCGUAACUUAUUACACUGACAUGGAAGAAAUCGGAAACUACCUUCUAAGUGCCAUCAACCCUAUACAGUUUCUGUGUCAGGCUUUUAAAAUCACAACAAAUAAUAUAGAAGCUCUGGACCAGUUAUUGACUGAGUCGUUAAAGAACAAUAUCCCAGCGAGUGGUCUACAGCUGUUUGGCAUAAACCAGCUAGAAGAAGAAAACAUGUCUGCAUACCAAAGGAAUGAAGAGCUCCCGACUCUACUUCAUUUUGCUGCUAAGUACGGUCUGAAGAAACUCACAGGGCUUCUGCUCCAUUGUCCCGGGGCACUGCAGGCCUAUAGCGUGGUCAACAAGUACGGUGAAUAUCCCAACAACAUUGCAGAGAAGAAUGGCUUCAAGGACCUGCGCGAGUUCAUGGAUGAGUAUGUGGAGACUGCUGAAAUGCUGAAGACCCAUAUAAAGGAUAAUAUUACACAAGGAGAGGACGAGCAGACAUACGAGUCCAUGUCCAACAUGUCCAGAGACAUUUUGACGAAAUACUCUCUGAAUCCAGGAUGUGACGAAGACAUCUAUGAAUGCAUGGUGGAGCUGAACACUGAUAGCAUGGAAGAUAUAUAUGAAGACAUGGAAAAGCAACCAGAAUCAUCACGGGACAUCCAAGACCCUUUUUUUGCACAGGAAUCUAUGCUACGCAAAUUCUUAGAAGGAAAAUCCAGUACGAGCUUUGAUUCUGCUGAAGAGGGGGAGCAGGAGGAGGAAGAUCCUUACAAGCUCUGUAUAGAUGAAGAUGUCUAUGACACUGUGGAGCCGGGGGCCAUCCAUCCACCGGAAAUCAUAAACCGACCCCCGGCACCCAUCCCCAGACCCUCAGUCAGCCAGGAACCACAGGAGCCAUACAUUUCCAAAGUGUUUUCAGCCAGAGAAGAGGCCAAACUAGAGAAUCUGUAUGCUGUCGUAGAACCAAUGUCAGGGCUAGUGAGACCCGUCAGGGACAGGUCUUCAACCACCACCUACGACCCCUAUGGUGGUAUGAAGACCCCAGGGCAGCGGCAGCUCAUUGCCCUGCAGGAGAAGGUAAAGGUGGGGAUCUUCACUGUGGAAGAGGCUGUGCAGCAGUUCAAGGAGUGGCAGCUUAACCAGAAGAGCAGAGGAGAGUCCUUCAAGUUCCAAGAGGAGAAUUUGAGAAAGUUACGGGACAGCAUAACAAGAAGACAGAAAGAAAAAAGCAAAACUGGGAAACCUCUUGAUCUGCAGAUCACCGCCCCAAUUCGGCAGUUCCAGGGCCCACCCAUGAAAUUAGAAUGUGCGGUGUAUGAAUCCAAUGCCAGAGUGUUAGCAGCCCCACCUCCGCCCAGUCAACCCAUCAACAGGGGCAACUGGCAGACUGGGAGCACAACUAGUACGUCCACAGGCAGUGCAAGCAAUAGAUCCAGCACACGCAGUAAUAUGAGCUUCAGCAGCGGGGCUGAAGGGGACAACGAGGACAAUGUAGACAAUUACCGGAGCCCCAGCCCCCUGCCUCAUGCAGCAGAGAAACUACCGGAGCUCCCCCCACCUCGAUUGCCUCCCCGGACCCCUGCAAGGCCUCCAGAGAGUACAAAUAUGGAUCGGUAUGCCCCUUGUCCAACUCGUCACGUCCCUGGUCCUAGACGCUGCAGCCCUCUUCCACCAGUACCACGCAGAACUCGUUAAUUCAGUCUCCAGGCUGCGCUGGCGGACCAGUUACACCUGCACCAUUGAGAUAAUCACUCAAGGAAUUAUGUGUAACUGUUCUGCAACAUCACCUAUGAUGGAAUUUACAAAGCUACUAUGCAUGAUGCAGACAGUCCAGCGAGACUUAUGAACGCAAACCUGAAUGAUAUAUUCAAUCAGACACGUGUUAUCACAAAAUAGGUUAUAGGGAUUCCAGAGAAGUAAACCUGAAUAGAAAGCUACGGGCUGAACUGAGUAAGCAUUAUCAAGAUGUUUUUCUUGUUUGCCGUAUAAAUUUGCUCUUUGUAUCGUUUCACUUAAGUGAAUAUUGACUAGCAUUUCUUUGUUUUUCUUUAAAUACUUCAUUUGCAUUUUCAAUUUGGACAUAUGUUGCAGACAAAUAACAGAAUGUGUAUAGGUAUGCAAAGUAAACCCAGAGUAAGGGUAGACACUCCCUUUAUUACUCUAGCAUCCCAGCGAAUAGCCAAGCAUGUUUCCAAAUGAAAUAGCCUUAAUAAAUGUUUACAUACCAUGGCAAAAGCAUUGUUAAGUGUAGGGGAAACAUGGUAAAGCAUUGGAAACCAUGAUGAAGAACUAUGAUAAAACAAUAGCAUAAGCUUUUAUUAAGCUGUUAUCACAGAGGGACGUCACAACCUAUAACAACUUUGUUGUAAUCUGAAUCCAUGCAGCUAGCAAGUGCAUUUACAAAUAACAAAAAGCAGAGGUACAUUUACUGUACUGUACAUUUGUAUUCAUACCAUUUACUUACUUUCUUCUGCACUUAAUGUAACAGUUUAUUAAAAAAAAGUCCAGGCUCAGCAACAGCCCUGUUCACUGAACAAUGUUGGAGCUGAAUGACCAGCUAUUGUCAGUUACCCACCCCCUGAACAAGUGUACUUACCUGCUGAUGUUGUUUAUUUAAUCUUCUUACAAACCGCUUCUAUUUAUAAACGUUUACCAUAGUUCAAGCAUAGCAAAGUGUAAACUUUUAUAAGGGCAUAACUUGGCAAAAAUGACUAAUUUGGGGUUCACCACCCACCUGCCCCCCCCCCCCCCCAUCUCCUUGGUUAUAUCUUUUAUUUCAUUUUAUUAUUUUUAACAUGAUAAACAAUUUUAGUUCAGUUUUAAAUCUGGUACUGGUUACCUUAAAAAUAAUUUAAGUACAGCUAUAAUUUUACAUUUAUUCACAUGUUGAAAAAUAUAUUAAAAUAAUGUCACGUAAUCAGUCACAAUCUGUGCAAAAAAUCUGAUCUGUGGUCAUAGAAUAAAAUGGUUUGUCUUGAAAGUUUUCCAUUUACUAGAAUGAGCCUGUUUGGAAAUAAUUAAAAACCUAUGGGCACUUUUUGGGUUCAUUAUUUUAAAUUAUUUAAGCAUCAGCAGUAUUGUGCUGCUUGCUUUGCAAACGUUUGUCACAAGUGCCUGAUCGUAAUUGCAUAGUAACAGAAAUUAUCAACACUAGUCAAUAAAUCUCCACUCUGGGGAAACAAGUUGGAUUAAUAUCCCUUUUGGUCACGAUUUUUAAAUGAAUUUUUGUAUAAAAUCAGUUUGUAUGAACUCUAUGGGAUUCAAGAAUGCAUUGACUAAAUGUAUAUGUGUUAUACAAUAGAUACCUAGAUAGGAAACAUAACAUGGUACAAUUAUGCACUUACUGAUCAAAGGGUAUAUAGAGGGGGUUUGGAUCUGCCACUGUUUGUGUCAUUAAAAUAGACACCACUGUAGCUGUUGUCAUUGCCUCCUGAAUAAAUCCCUGUAUCCAUUUAUGUUUGCCAAAAUAUAUCUAUUUACUGAUACAUGUUUCAAUGGAUGUUAGGAUCAUUUAAAAUGAUACACAGUAAGAACAUAAAAAAUGUACAAGAGAGAGGAGGCCAUUCAUCCAGUCAAUGCUCGUCUGUUGCCUAGUAGAUGAUUGAUCUCACAGCUUUGUAAAGUUGGGUUUAAAGGAUCCAGGUGAUUCUGCCUCAACAAUAUGACUAGGUGACCCAUUCCAUACCCUCACCACUCUCUGUGUGAAGAAGAGUAACCAUCCCUCUGUCCUAAGUUGGUGUUGUGACCUAGAAUAUAUAUUUGUUGAGGCAUCACAUCACAUACUGCCCCAAAAGGAUAGUCAUGUAUACAGUACUAUAAAUAGAAAUCCCAGACUCUAUUUAAAUUAAUACAAAGACUGAGGAUACGAUAGAGGUGCUUUCAAUAACAGAUAAAGCAUGGCAUAGGUCUGUGUUACAACAAUUCAUGUAUAAUGCAUUUGUUGUAUCGACAUUGAGUAUGAUUACUUUUAAAAUGAUGUAAUACUAUUAUUUCUGCUAUUCUGUGUUCUUUAAUGAAAACAUUUGUAUGCAAUUUAAGAUUUUACUCUUAUACUGUAAAAGAACAAAAAUAUAUUAGGUGUUUUUUUAUCAAUUGUUGUGAAGAGCUUUUUUUAUGUGUUCCAACAGUUUUUGUUUCAAUUUUAUUAAAAGAAUUAACAACCUA
Molecule: messenger RNA, 5824 nt
Organism: Acipenser ruthenus (sterlet)
Lineage: Eukaryota; Metazoa; Chordata; Actinopteri; Acipenseriformes; Acipenseridae
Product: phosphoinositide 3-kinase adapter protein 1-like
Exons: 18
Coding region: 335-3355 (1006 amino acids)
Cellular component (GO): cytosol
Molecular function (GO): phosphatidylinositol 3-kinase regulatory subunit binding; signaling receptor binding
Source: RefSeq, a predicted model, not a curated record